AUGUGUUCUUUGUUAAGAUUAGCAUGGAUUUACAAACAACGAGUGGUUUGUUGGAAUUCACCUAUUUGUAGAUAUAUUAAUUGUAAUUCAUGUGGUGUGGAAUUACAAAAUACAAAUGCUGAUAAGAGAGGAUAUUAUCUUAUUCCAAAGGAUAAGAUAAAACGUGAUUCAAUUCAAGAUAUAAAAUACUUGUUAUUUAGUCAAGAUAUACAAAAUUUUCAUGAGUUGCAUAAUCAAGGAAUAGACACAAUUGAAAAUUCCAUUACUACAGCUGCAGAUGUACGUAAUCCUUUAAAUUCCCCAUUGAUCUGCAAACGUUGCAGUGACCUUUUAUAUCAAAAUAAAUAUGAUAUAAAUGAUUUUAAAGGUGUUUCUCUUUCAAGUAUAUUACAAAAGAUACCGAGACAUAGUAGAUUAGUUUUGAUGUCACCGUUGAAUGAAUUUCCUUUCCACAUAGAUAAGAAAUUAUUGCUGGAUAAAAAUUAUAAUCCAACUUUAGUGUUAACAAAAAGUGAUCAAAUUAUAUCGAAAAAAUUCUUACUCCCUACUGUACUACCAAAAUUUUUUCAGUAUUUCUUCAAGACAAACUUAGAUAUUAAGAACUCAAUUUCUAUUGUUGGAAUCUCAACGGUGAAAAAAUGGAAUAUCGCUAACUUAUUAUCCAUGUUGGGUAAAGAAUCAUAUUUGGUUGGAAAUGCUAAUGUUGGGAAAUCUACUCUAAUCAAUUCGCUCUUAAAAGAUUAUUUUGGUUUUAAAAUGCAUUAUGAUCAAAAGGGAAAACUAACAAAACCUAAAAACGUUGAUACCAUAGUUGACCAUAAUAUCAAUUCAUUUCUCCGAUCACAACGAGCUGGUGUUUCAUAUGUACCUAAUAUGACCCAAGCAGUACAGCCUUAUCAAAUUAACAAUAAAAUUAUUUAUGAUAUGCCAGGUUAUUCGACUUUACUUCAUAGUGAUAAUAGUGAUUCUCCGGAAUGUGAUCAAAAUUUGGAGAUAUUAAUAAAUAAGUCUUGGUUGCAAAGGAUUAGGAAGACAGAGUUAACUAACUAUAAAAGAGUUAAGAAUAAACCUUAUUCUUCUUUUAGUGGAACUGAAAACGGAUCUGUAUAUACUGUUGGUGGUAUUUUUUAUUUAAAGGCACCACCAAACACUAUUAAUAAGAUAACAAAAUAUAUUCCAGGUGAACCAAAGGUAUUCAAAAAUAUUGAUAAAGCGUUAGAAGUAUUUCAAACUUGUUUGUCCAGUGAAUCAAGUUCUCCACAUCCUUUAUCUAAAUAUUGUGGGAUUUUACCAACUCUUUGUAGAAAGGACGCGUUUGUUAGACAUAUUUUACCACCUUUUCAAGGUAGUAUUGAAAUUGUUAUUAAGGAUAUUGGUUAUAUUUUAUUACGUCCCACUGGUAAAUAUAAAUAUAAUGGAGUAUAUGAGAUUUGGGUUCCAAAAGGUAUUGAUGUUUGUAUAAGAGAACCAUUAGAAAAAAUUCUUGAAUCAUAUUCUGAAUUUUUGAAUCAAAAAAAAUCAUCAAAUUAUUUUUCUAGUCAGAAAAGACCCUUAGUGUCGUCUACCUAUCCAAUGUCCUUUGAGGAAAAAGAACCACUUCAAAGAAUGAAGCAAAUGUAUAUCGAACGUACUUCACAUGAUCUAUUGAACCAGCGUUAUAUUAAGGAGGACCCAAUGACAAUUGUGUCACAUUUGCAUUCUAUUCCACCCAACUUAUAUUGGUAUUAUAAAUGGUGA
Molecule: messenger RNA, 1737 nt
Organism: Arxiozyma heterogenica
Lineage: Eukaryota; Fungi; Ascomycota; Saccharomycetes; Saccharomycetales; Saccharomycetaceae
Gene: GEP3
Product: Gep3p
Exons: 1
Coding region: 1-1737 (578 amino acids)
Cellular component (GO): mitochondrion
Molecular function (GO): GTP binding
Source: RefSeq, a predicted model, not a curated record